CGAUGGCUGAAGCCGACGUAACGUACGCUGAUGUGAAGUUCACCAGACAGAGAACCAAAGUUGAGGAUCCAGCAGCUGAUGUUGUUUAUUCUGACAUCAUGAUGAAAAGAACAAAACAUCCAGUCUGUCCAAAGUGUGCCAUAGAUGCUCAACAGGCUGGACAGGGCAUAAGGUCAAAGGUCACCACAGAGCGAAUGGUCCUGCUGGUUCUCAUUAGCAUCUUGGUAGUUACCAUCAUCGCCCUGGCAGUCAAAAUAAAUUCCAGACCAAAAAUGAACACUGCAAGUUCUACACCAACAUGUCCUCCACCUCCAACAUGGGAAACAUUUCUGAAGUGUAAAGAAGAAUGGGAGAAACAUGGAGGAAACUGUUAUUAUUUUAACAACAGGAACUCCACCUGGAAUGAGAGCCAACAUUCCUGCGCUGAUCUGGGAUCAGACCUGGUGAAGAUCGACAGCAGAGAGGAGCAGGUGUUUCUGGAGGAGAGAGUGAGAAACUUGAUGAACGAUAAUCAGGACAGGUUCUGGAUCGGACUGACGGACUCGGUGGAAGAAGGAAAAUGGUUCUGGGUGGACGGAUCUCCUCUGAAUGAAAGUUUGAGUUUCUGGAAUCAAUCCCAACCUGACAACAGGAGUCCUGGUCGUUCAGCUGAAGCUAAAGCUGAAGAUAAAGUUAAAGUUGAAGCUAAAGCUGGAGCUGACUGUGUGAGGAUGGGAAAGAAAGGAAAACAUGAUGAUCUGAAGUCCUGGUUUGAUACAUCCUGUAAUUAUCCUCAGAAAAGUAUCUGUGAGAAAACAGCUGAACAGAGUUCAUGUGUGUCUGAAGUUUAAGAUCAAGAAGCUGCAGAGAUGAAGGUUUUAUAAAGAUAUUGUCACAUUUAAAAUUUAUUCUUUAAAAUUUUAACGUAAUCUUUAAUUUUCCAUCAAAAUUAUUUUUGCUUGAUUUGAUAUUAUGGGCUGUAUAAACUGUUGGCUCGACUGGCCAACAGGAAACAGGAAGUUUGUUUCCAGGUUGUGCAUCAGAUAAAUUUGCUCCCUCCUCCACUUCCUGUUUUCAAGUUAAGACUUUAAAAGCUAACAUGUCUGUUUCCUUCUUAAAACAGCUUUAAGGUUGAAAACUAUGUGUUGCUAUAGCGAUGUCAUCUUCCUGUUCUGUGUUUCACUCUGUUAAAUGAUCUAUAGUUACAGGCUGAGGUCAUUUUUAAAACACCAGUUUGUGUCUGAAAUGAUGUUUCUGUUUCUAAAUGGUUUAUGGACGUUUAGGAUGAAUUUGGAAGAUAUCUGGUUCAUUAAUUUGUCUUUUUGAUCUCUGGAAAUAGUUUUAGAUGUUUAUUAGAUCUAAAUGUAGAAAUGUUGAAUCUAAGAAGAAAUAGCCUGCAAAUAAAAAUGAAUGACAUCGA
This is a messenger RNA of Xiphophorus hellerii (green swordtail), 1399 nucleotides long. Its product is annotated as hepatic lectin-like. The coding region runs from base 3 to 830 and encodes 275 amino acids. The record is from RefSeq and is a predicted model, not a curated record. The transcript is spliced from 7 exons. NCBI's taxonomy places the organism in Eukaryota, Metazoa, Chordata, Actinopteri, Cyprinodontiformes, Poeciliidae.